Messenger RNA from Helianthus annuus (common sunflower), 1907 nucleotides. Its product is annotated as protein transport protein Sec61 subunit alpha. Gene Ontology annotation, cellular component: Sec61 translocon complex; membrane. The transcript has 7 exons. Lineage: Eukaryota; Viridiplantae; Streptophyta; Magnoliopsida; Asterales; Asteraceae. Gene Ontology annotation, biological process: SRP-dependent cotranslational protein targeting to membrane, translocation; post-translational protein targeting to membrane, translocation. Bases 154 to 1581 code for a protein of 475 amino acids. Gene Ontology annotation, molecular function: ribosome binding; signal sequence receptor activity; transmembrane protein transporter activity. The record is from RefSeq and is a predicted model, not a curated record.
CCAUUCAAAUCGUAAUAUCAUUCCGUAUUGUGGAUCUGAAGUUGUCUGUACUACAUACAAUAAAGACCAACGCGUACGCGUCGCAAUUUCUUCAUUACUCAUUUUCUCCACACCUCGACGGUGUAAACCCUAAGUAAGUUCUGAUUUGAUAAAAUGGGAGGUGGUUUUCGAGUGCUACAUCUGGUCAGGCCGUUUCUUUCCUUUUUACCGGAAGUGCAAAGUGCAGACAGGAAGGUUCCCUUCAGAGAGAAAGUCAUAUACACUGUCAUCUCUCUUUUCAUCUUUCUGGUGUGCAGCCAGCUUCCUCUGUAUGGCAUACAUUCAACAACGGGUGCAGACCCUUUCUAUUGGAUGCGUGUUAUUCUGGCCUCAAACCGUGGGACCGUCAUGGAACUUGGUAUUACCCCUAUUGUGACUUCUGGGUUGGUUAUGCAGCUGUUAGCUGGGUCCAAAAUCAUCGAAGUUGACAACAAUGUUCGUGAAGAUCGUGCACUAUUGAAUGGUGCGCAGAAGUUGUUGGGUAUCUUGAUUGCGGUUGGUGAGGCUGUUGCGUAUGUUCUGUCCGGAAUGUACGGCAGUGUAGGUCAACUUGGUGUUGGAAAUGCUAUUCUUAUUAUCGUUCAACUAUGUUUCGCUGGGAUUAUCGUCAUAUGUUUGGAUGAACUUCUUCAAAAAGGAUAUGGUUUAGGCUCCGGUAUUUCAUUGUUCAUAGCUACCAAUAUCUGUGAAAGCAUUAUCUGGAAAGCGUUCAGCCCUACGACAAUUAACAGCGGGCGUGGUGCUGAGUUUGAGGGUGCGGUUAUUGCGCUGUUUCAUCUUCUGAUCACUAGAUCGGAUAAAGUCAGAGCACUUCGGGAAGCUUUCUAUCGGCAGAAUCUACCUAAUGUGACUAAUUUACUUGCUACUGUUUUGAUCUUCCUCAUUGUCAUCUACUUCCAAGGCUUCCGUGUCGUUUUGCCUGUGAGGUCCAAGAAUGCCCGUGGGCAACAAGGAUCUUACCCCAUUAAGUUGUUCUAUACUUCCAACAUGCCUAUUAUUCUUCAGUCUGCACUUGUGUCCAACCUUUACUUCAUCUCUCAGUUGCUGCACAGAAAGUACAGCGGGAAUUUCUUGGUUAACUUGUUGGGAAAGUGGAAGGAGUCUGAAUACUCGGGCCAGUCGGUUCCAGUUGGUGGUCUUGCUUACUAUGUUACUGCACCUUCGAGCCUGGCAGACAUGGCAGCCAAUCCCUUUCAUGCUCUUUUCUACCUGGUCUUCAUGCUAACAGCAUGUGCACUCUUCUCUAAAACCUGGAUCGAAGUUUCUGGUUCUUCCGCAAAGGAUGUUGCCAAGCAACUUAAGGAGCAACAAAUGGUGAUGCCGGGGCAUCGGGACUCGAACCUUCAGAAGGAACUAAACAGGUACAUCCCAACAGCGGCUGCAUUUGGAGGAAUGUGCAUUGGUGCAUUGACGGUUUUGGCAGAUUUCAUGGGAGCCAUAGGGUCCGGUACUGGGAUAUUGCUAGCAGUUACAAUCAUAUAUCAGUACUUCGAGACAUUUGAGAAGGAGAAGGCCAGUGAACUUGGUUUAUUCGGGUUUUAAUCUCUACGUGUAGGUUUCUGGUAGAGAACCAGUUUAGCCUCUUUUGUUGGUAGUGACAGACUGAGUUUGAAUCCCAACUUUUCUAUCUUUGGAUGUUGCUCCAGUGUUUUUCUUUUAUACCAGCAAAGGUUCCCUUUUCUCUACCUAUUGGCGAGGUCCAAACGGGUCGCUUUCUAGUUUUAGUUCGGGUCAGAUGGAGUUGAGUUGACUUGAUAGACUCGCCAUGUUUUGGUUUUAGUAUGUCUGACAUAAAACAGUUAUAUAAUUACUUAUGUUUUUUAAUUUAACAGAACUACUUUUCAUGAGUGGUAGCUCAAGGUUAUAAA